Molecule: messenger RNA, 342 nt
Organism: Blastomyces gilchristii SLH14081
Lineage: Eukaryota; Fungi; Ascomycota; Eurotiomycetes; Onygenales; Ajellomycetaceae
Exons: 2
Coding region: 1-342 (113 amino acids)
Source: RefSeq, a predicted model, not a curated record
AUGCAGAACCUCUCAGAGAAUUUACUCAAAGCAGUAAGAAAAGCAGCUGAAACUGCUGAACUGGAAUUGAAGCUCUACCAAGUAUUCACUAUGAAGAGCUUUAUCAACACAAUUACCAUCAUUAAUAAGAAUAGAGAAAACCAGAUCUUAAGUCUGCAGCAGAAGAUUGAAUAUUUACACAGACAGAUGACUACAUCAAACCUGGAGAUUUCAUCACAAUUGUUCACAAUCUCUUCAGAAGUGUACACAUCAUUGAAGACUGCUGUGCAGAAUGAGAAUCUGAGCAUGAAAUAUAUCAAGUCAGAAGAUCUGCUGAAGUUAUCAAGCUUUAAUAGCAACUGA